AUCCAGGAAGUGAGGGAAGUCGACGUCAGAACUCAAAACAUGUUUCAGUGUUUGCGCGUCAAAUUCAGUUCUCAAUUUGUACCAGUGUAGGUAAAAAUGGACAGGAGUGUUGGUAUUAUUUCUGUAAUUAAAACGUUAGGGUACCAGAGCGGUUACUGUUUGUCGAGAUGUACAUGUGAUGAACUUCCAUGCCCACUGCUCGACUGGCUUACAUCCCAGCUGAAGCGUCUGUGCCCAGAGCUUCAAGACUCGGGUGGGAGAGGUAACGUCUUGUUAGUGAGAGAGCUAAGAACUAUCCUGUCCGACUUAAAAUCUCCUCUCACUGGGCUGACAUCAGAGAUGCUGGAGCCUUCCAUCCUCUCCAGAAUCACUGAGUUCCUUGUGUCAGAAUUGCAAGCGGCGCACAUAAUCAAAUAUAAAGAGCUACAUUCUGACGAUAAAUCCGCCAGAGAAGAGGAUGCAAAAGAGCAAAGAGUGGAGGAAAUGUCAGUAUUUUGUCCGGAACAUGAAGACAAUGAUGCAGCCAAUAACCAAAGGACAGCUGAGAUACAGGCGGAGUGGAUAUUACUGCUUCACGCUCUUAACAUGGAUACAUCCUCUCAAUAUCCUGAUGUGCUGCAUGAGGUGGAGUCGAGAAUUGCUUGUCUUCCUGGUGAAGCCAUGACAAAGCCUCUGCUACACGCUGUCCUCACUACAGAGCAGUGGAGGCAACUGGAAAAGAUAAAUCGAGUUCUGACCGAUGACUAUGGCUGUCGACAGCAAAUGAUGCUGAAACGCUUUCAGGUUUCACUUGAGUCAUUUGCCUGGGGAGAAAAGCAAAAGGAGCGUCAUAAAGCAGUCACCUCAGUCCCUCCCCUGGCAUCCAUCGCAGUUUCGUCCAGAGUGUCUCUCCCACUUCUCCUGGCUACCAGAGAGGACCAAUCCUGCAUUGAGCCAAUCAAAGCUGGAACCAGCACAAAUGUCUACAAGAAAAUGAUGGGCCAUGUACCAGACAGAGGAGGACGACCAGGAGAAAUGGAGGCACCUAUGCCUGCCUGGGCUGAGCGAAGAUCGGGACAUGGUGGACGCAAUCAGUGGCAUAAAAAUCCAAAUAAAAAGAGAAAGGGGAAAAGGGAUUAGCAGGCGCCCCCUCAAGCUUUACUCAUGUUUUUUCAGGGGAAAAAAAAUCACAUUAAUAAUUAUUUGGAGUUCAUUCUAAAUUAUAGUAUGCAUUUGCACUCUUUCGUCUUCUUUUUUUUUAAACCAGGAUUUCACUUCCUGUAGUGUGAAGAUAUAUGACCCAAUAUGCUUUGUAAUCUUUUCGGGGGUAUACAUGGGAAUAAUAAUUGAUUUUGUAUUUCUUAUAUUUUCACAAAUGCUAAUUAAAGAUUAUU
Messenger RNA from Hippocampus comes (tiger tail seahorse), 1373 nucleotides. RefSeq names its product protein FAM98B. NCBI's taxonomy places the organism in Eukaryota, Metazoa, Chordata, Actinopteri, Syngnathiformes, Syngnathidae. Gene Ontology annotation, cellular component: tRNA-splicing ligase complex. The record is from RefSeq and is a predicted model, not a curated record. The coding region runs from base 97 to 1119 and encodes 340 amino acids. The transcript is spliced from 8 exons.